Molecule: messenger RNA, 1108 nt
Organism: Sesamum indicum (sesame)
Lineage: Eukaryota; Viridiplantae; Streptophyta; Magnoliopsida; Lamiales; Pedaliaceae
Product: phospholipid hydroperoxide glutathione peroxidase 1, chloroplastic
Biological process (GO): response to oxidative stress
Molecular function (GO): peroxidase activity
Source: RefSeq, a predicted model, not a curated record
CAUUUGCUCCCAUUCUAACAGGAUUUUCUUCAACAAAAAGGACGAUCGUUUCACGUCUAAGGAUCAAUCCACGUACACCAACUGUGUAUAAUUUUUGCACGCUGCCUUCGGAGCUCAGAACCCUUAGCUGUCAACAAUGGCUUCCAUGGCCUUCUCCUCAGUUCUGUCAGCGCCUCUGCAUAGUUUGGCGCAGGCCAAGCUGCAGUUAAACUCCAAUUCUGCUUGUAUGGCGUUUCUUGAUUUGUCCAAUAGAGCAAGUUUUGGCUCGUCGAAAUCGACGUUUUUCCGAGAUGGGUUCUCGAGUUUAUCCCCAAUUCUGUCUGGGUUUUCCUUGAAGUCUCGAUCUUUUGCUACUGUUUAUGCCAGGGCUGCUACUGAGAAGACGAUACACGAUUUUACUGUCAAGGAUAUUGAUGGGAAGGAUGUUGCACUUAACAAAUUCAAAGGAAGGGUACUUUUAAUAGUAAAUGUUGCUUCAAGAUGUGGUUUGACAUCAUCAAAUUACUCAGAGCUCUCUCAUAUCUAUGAGAAGUACAAAACUCAAGGAUUUGAAAUCUUGGCGUUUCCUUGUAAUCAGUUUGGCGGGCAAGAGCCAGGAUCAAAUUCAGAAAUCAAGCAGUUUGCAUGUACACGAUAUAAAGCAGAAUUCCCAAUUUUUGAUAAGGUUGAUGUUAAUGGGCCAAAUACAGCUCCUGUUUAUCAGUUCCUGAAGUCAAAUGCUGGAGGGUUUCUCGGUGAUUUGAUUAAAUGGAAUUUUGAGAAAUUCCUAGUCGACAAAAAUGGUAAAGUUGUUGAAAGAUAUCCACCAACAACUUCCCCUUUCCAAAUAGAGAAAGAUAUUAAGAAGCUUCUUGCAGCAUGAAUUCCACAUAUGUCUACUCCUCUAGGACGAGCUUUUGUAUACCAGGAUAUGUUUUGGAUUUAUGCUGUCUUAUAUUGUACAUUUUCGUCGGACAUUGAAUAAAUGAGUGAUCGGAAAACAUUUGAAAUUUCUGUUCUACUAGUGUAUAUAUCUUAUUUGAAGCCGGAUAUCAGGAUAUGUUGUUGAUGUUCAAUCCAGAUUGGUUAUUUUUUAGUGAUCAGAAUGUGUUAAGACCAGUUGGAACUA